Messenger RNA from Ostrinia nubilalis (European corn borer), 359 nucleotides. Its product is annotated as NF-kappa-B-repressing factor-like. Bases 59 to 322 code for a protein of 87 amino acids. Gene Ontology annotation, molecular function: nucleic acid binding. The record is from RefSeq and is a predicted model, not a curated record. The transcript is spliced from 2 exons. Lineage: Eukaryota; Metazoa; Arthropoda; Insecta; Lepidoptera; Crambidae.
CAGUCGCGGAGCUAUGGCGCGGAUAGAGACAGGUGGGUGUACUGUGUGACACGAGCUCAUGCGGCGCUACCUCGCCUCAGACACUUUAGACCUAGACCUGGUGGUCAGUUCUGAGUUCAGUAAGGACGAGCGCGCGACCCUACACCAGGCGGCGCAGCGCGCCGGGCCCCAGUCGCGGAGCUAUGGCGCGGACAAAGACAGGUUCCUAGUGGUGAAGAAGAAGUUGGAUCCUUUCUCAUUAGCGCGUGCCGUCAUAGAAAAGGGCGGAGUCACACCCAAGUACAAAGUGUUCAUACCCUCUGACUUGCAGUGGGAGAGAUAGGCCAUAUCAUUUAUAGGAAUUUAGCCGUUAAGUAAAG